AUGAUCUUAUGUCAAGUCUUCCCUACGUCCCUUAAGGGGGCGACAUUGACAUGGUACAGAGGACUCCCUCAUCAGUCUAUAGACAGCUUCGACACCCUUGUCGAAUGCUUCAAUUCUCAAUAUGCAACGAGCCAGUUACACUGCCUGACUUCUACUGCUAAGGCUAGUUUACAUCAGGUAGACGAUGAGCCACUUCGUAAGUUUAUUGACAAGUUUGGUCAAAUCGCUGUCCAGAUUAGGAAUCUCAAUCCUGAGGUGGUGUUACACUCCAUGCUGCUUGUCUUGCGACCUGGUAAGUUCAUCGACAGUCUGUGCAAGAAACCUCCCAACGGCAUGGACGAGUUAUGA
Messenger RNA from Glycine soja, 348 nucleotides. RefSeq lists its product as uncharacterized. NCBI's taxonomy places the organism in Eukaryota, Viridiplantae, Streptophyta, Magnoliopsida, Fabales, Fabaceae. Bases 1 to 348 code for a protein of 115 amino acids. The record is from RefSeq and is a predicted model, not a curated record. The transcript has a single exon.